Messenger RNA from Macrosiphum euphorbiae (potato aphid), 756 nucleotides. The record is from the annotation of a GenBank genome assembly. Lineage: Eukaryota; Metazoa; Arthropoda; Insecta; Hemiptera; Aphididae.
AUGGCUGGAUGUAUAUCUGGAGUACAAAAGAGAAUUAAGGAUAUGUAUCCUAGAGCCCAUUUUUUUCAUUGCGCUAGUCAUCGCCUUAAUUUAGUUAUCAAUGAUUUAAAUGUCUUGCCUGAAGUUAGGAAUUGUCUUACCAAAAUAAAGGACACUAUAACAUUUUUUAAAGAAAGUGCAGUUCGCAUGAAUGUAAUAAAUACCAGUAAUUGUAAAUUAACUAAACUGUGUGAAACUAGAUUUGUAGAGAAGCAUAAGAGUGUAAGACAAUUUAAUGAAAAGUUUAUUGUUAUUGUAGAAGCAAAGUAUUCUGCCAAAUUUGAAUUUAUAUCUACUAUUCUUCAGGGUGUGAUUAUUGAUUUACAAGAAGCCACAAAACGCAUUCAAGAGCUUGUACAGAUUGUAAAAAAUGACAGAUGUAACAGCGGGUGUCAAUUUAACUUAAUAUUCAAAAAAGCAGAAGAAACUGCAAUUAAAAUUUGUCUAGAGUUAAAAAUACCACGAAGAGUUAUCAGACAAACACAACGAGAUAAUUAUCCAAAGUUCAGUGAAGUAGUUAAAUCCAUCAAUAACUUAUAUGGGCCCCUUCUUGAUAAUUUUGAAGAAGAAGCAAUAACUUGGUUGAGCAGUUUGGCACUAAUUCACAUUCCCAAAAAUAGAUUUGACGAUACAUUAUUUUUUGAAAAUCACAAAACUGAUGUUAUGAAUCAUUUUGAACUAAAUGUCAGACGUUUAUCAUUACUAUUUGAUUCAUAA